AUGUUCAAAUAUAUUCGCUACAGACUAUUAAAUUCAAUGGCUGAACAAAUAAAGAGAACCGUUUCCCAUGAAGACACGCCAGGAACGAAAAAGUUGAAACCAACCCUCAUUCCUGCACUUACAGAGGAAGCUGUUGGUAUAUUGAAGUUCAUCAACCCAAAUUCCGUAGGGUUUCAAGGCUUUUUGAAAACUUUGCAUUCAGAUUUUCAAGUUAAUGAGAUUGAACCCAGUGGUAAUGUGGUCCACUUGAUUGACCUUGGAAUUGAUAUGGGUAAGUCGAAGAAGGAAAAGAAGCUUGAACAAAGAGCUAAAGAAGCACAAGAAUUUGAGGGCAAGACAGAGGAAGAAAUUGCCAAUAUAAAAGCCGAAAGGAUUAAGGCACAAGAAAGUGAGCCAAAGUAUGAAUUGAAUAAAGAGGAUAGGACUGAGCUACUUGGCUAUAUCAAUGAGGAAGAGUUGGAGCAGAUUGAACAAUUAUUCCACACCGGAAAUCACAUGGAAACAAAAACAACUAUUGACGACAAGGAAAAGAGGGGAAAAUUGCAUCAGCUAUUGCGUAAAGCUUUCCAAGGUAAGUUGGAAAGUACAACGUCUGCUCAAAACACAUUUAAAAUCGUCAUUGCCAAAAACAGAGGUAACAAUAGACGUGGUGGAGACGCAAAUGUAAUGGACAGUAUGCAUCAUGUCGAUGAAAAUGGAGUCAUAAAUUACGGACUUGGACCAUUCAAGCCGUAUUUACAUUUUGCAGUUUUCAAGCAGAAUAGAGAUACAAUGGAUGUUGCCAAUAACAUUGCUAAAAUGUUGCGUAUUUCCCCGAAGACAAUCAACUAUGCAGGAACAAAAGAUCGUCGUGGUGUAACUUGUCAAAAAUUUUGUAUUCAUCGAGGCAAAGUUCUUCGUGUGAGUGCAUUGAAUAAGAUGAAAAAUUCAAACUUCAAGUUGGGUUCAUUUACGUAUGAAGAUUAUCCGUUGAAAUUGGGAGAUUUAGCUGGUAACGAAUUUACUAUUACUUUGCGUGAUGUGAAACCCGCUGCUGAAGAAAGUACAAACGCAGACUUGCGCACAAUUGUCGCCCAGUGUUUUGAUAGUUUCGACAAGCACGGGUUUAUCAACUACUUCGGGAUGCAACGAUUUGGAUCAUUUUCAGUACCUACACAUCAACUUGGUAUUGCUUUGCUACAAGAAGACUGGGAGAAAUGCGUCGAGCUCUUGUUGUCCGAGCAAGAAGUAUGUGCUCCAGGAACGAUAGAUAUGAGGAAAAUUUGGAAAGAAAAGAGAGACGCAAAAGAGGCAUCAAAGGCAUUACCUAGACAUUUUGUUGCUGAAAACUCCAUUUUAAAGGUUUUAUCCAAUGAACAGCAGGAUGCAGAGAAGAAAUAUAAGCCACAUUCUUAUUUAAAAAGUCUUUUGGCUAUACCGAAAAACUUGAGAAUGAUGUAUGUUCACGCUUAUCAGUCAUAUGUGUGGAACUUAGUAGCAUCAAAGAGAAUUGAAUUGUUUGGUCUUGAAAUACAGGAAGGUGAUUUGGUCCUUGAUGAUCAAGUCACGGAGACCACAAGUGUUGAUGAUGGGUUUGAAGAAGAUGUUGCGGUAUCAAACACUGUUUCUGUGAAAGCAUUAACCAAAGAGGAUAUUGAUAGUGGUAAGUAUUCAAUCUUUGAUGUUGUUUUACCUAGCCCUGGUUUCAAGAUCCAGUAUCCUACGAAUGAGAAAUUGAGACAGGUUUACAUCGACACCAUGGCCAAAGACAGCCUCGAUCCGUUCGACUUGAUGAGAAAGAAUAAGGAGUUUUCUUUAACUGGUGCUUAUAGGACCUUGUUAUCUAAACCAAAAGACCUUUCUUACGAACUAAUUGAAUACAAGGUCGAUGGUAAGCCUUUGGUUAGAACAGACUUGGAAUUGCUAGAGGUGAAGAAGACAGAGGGUAACAAUGAUGAAAACAACGAAAAGGAUUUAUCGGGUAGGAUCAUCAAAUACGAAGAAGAUGCAGGCGAAAAUCUUACCGAACCUAAAUUUGCAGUCGUUUUGAAAAUGAAGUUAGACGUCAGUUCAUACGCUACGAUGGCAUUGAGAGAGUUUAUGAGAAUCGAUACAUCCAGAUAUGCUCAAAUGAAGUAG
Molecule: messenger RNA, 2118 nt
Organism: Lodderomyces orthopsilosis Co 90-125
Lineage: Eukaryota; Fungi; Ascomycota; Pichiomycetes; Serinales; Debaryomycetaceae
Gene: PUS7
Product: pseudouridine synthase
Exons: 1
Coding region: 1-2118 (705 amino acids)
Biological process (GO): pseudouridine synthesis
Cellular component (GO): nucleus
Molecular function (GO): RNA binding; pseudouridine synthase activity
Source: RefSeq, a predicted model, not a curated record